AUGUUAAUUUCUCAAAACAUCAUCAACGAAGGUAUUAUUAUUAUUAAUAAUGGUAAUGAUAUGAUCAGAGUACCAAUUACUCCUAUAUCUACAUAUAAUGAUGAAUUUACAUCUACAAAAUUUACAUCAAGAACUAGAAAUAAUACAACUCCAUCACCUUGUACCACAAAUGGACCAGAAGUAACGCCUACAAUAUUCAGAGCACCAACAUCAUUGAAUAGUAGUGGUAAUUAUGCAAAUUAUCCUCUCGUUUUACCACCGUUAUCAGUGGUUCGAUGUAAUAUCACCUAUACACAUUUAGAAGAUAUUUUAUUACCAUCUGGUACAAUCCCAAUAUCUCCACCAUUAGCGAAAAAAAAUAACAAUCAAUUCAAAACAUCAUCUGACAAACAUUCUAAAGCUUCAACAACAUCAUCUUUCCUACAAUCAAAUACCAAUGCUAAUAAUAAAAUUUCUCGGCUAAUGCCUUCAAGAAAUAGACCAACGUCACUGCAAAUUCAACAAAAGAUUUCGAAUACACAAAACAUUAAUGACACGUUAACAACUAACAAUGAUAAUGAUGAUAGUAGUAGUAUUAGUAAGGAACAUAUUAUUGUUAUGGAAUACUUUGGCAAAAGUUUAGAUCUUAGCAUUGACAAAUUUAACACUUUAAAAUUUACCAGAGAAUUAUUCUUGAAUAUUUGUAAAGGCGUUCAAUUCUUGCAUAAAAAUGGAAUUGUUGUAGUCUCUUACAAAAUCAUUCAUAGUUUGAAAAAUAUCAGAGCAGUAACAAUAGAUGAGGAAAUCCUUAAUUCAGAAGAAAUCUCAGAAAAUAUAACUAAGUUGAAGAGAAAAUUGAAAAAAGACACAUCGGUGUUGUCUUUUGAAUUGUAUAGGAGAAUUAGGAAGGUCACAGUUUCAGAACUUCCUUGGAAUGACCCUCUGACAAAUCAAAUUAUUAGUAAGGAUUCAGAUAUUAUAUGUCUCUUGCCAGAUGAAUUGUGA
Molecule: messenger RNA, 984 nt
Organism: Entrophospora sp. SA101
Lineage: Eukaryota; Fungi; Glomeromycota; Glomeromycetes; Entrophosporales; Entrophosporaceae
Source: the annotation of a GenBank genome assembly